Penicillium antarcticum is the source of this 5475-nucleotide messenger RNA. RefSeq names its product dopey family protein. Gene Ontology annotation, cellular component: trans-Golgi network; endosome. Gene Ontology annotation, biological process: Golgi to endosome transport. NCBI's taxonomy places the organism in Eukaryota, Fungi, Ascomycota, Eurotiomycetes, Eurotiales, Aspergillaceae. The record is from RefSeq and is a predicted model, not a curated record. The transcript is spliced from 7 exons. The coding region runs from base 1 to 5475 and encodes 1824 amino acids.
AUGAGCCUUGAUCCCAGUGCCUUUCCGAGGUCCAACUCCCCCGCAAGCUCCGAGAGCUCCUUGACGCGCUCUCGACUACAGGGCAAGGAAGGAUCACUCAAGAAAGACAAACACUAUCGUCGAUAUGCGUCAAGCGCGCUCCAAACUCAUCCACCCGAUCAACCAGUCGUCCCCCAUAAAGUACUCGUCUCAAAGCGACUAGCGCAGUGUCUGAACCCAUCACUACCAUCAGGCGUCCACCAGAAAGCCCUCGAAGUCUACACAUACAUAUUUGGAUUGAUCAAGCUUGAGGGAUUGUCGCAUGACCUUCCUCUGUAUCUCCCCGGUCUUGCGCCCACCUUGACUUUCGCUUCUCUCACCGUUCGCCCAUUAUUCCUAUCCUUGGUUGAGGGAUACAUUGUUGACCUAGAACCUUGGGCUAUUCGACCAGCACUGAAAGCGAUCAUUCUAGCCCUACUCCCGGGUCUCGAAGAAGAGACAAGUGAUGACUUUGAGCCGACAUUAAGAACUGUGAACAAACUCCGUGAUGCCGCUGGGCGCCUUGAAACCCAAAAAACUUCUGAAGCAGGGGCUUCCGGGCAGUACUUCUGGCAAUGUCUGUUCCUUGCCUCCAUCACUAACCCUAGUCGACGGCUUGGAAUCCUCGCAUAUCUAAAUCGCUACCUUCCCAAGCUAGGCAUUCCGGAUCGUCGGCCAAGUAGUGCUGAUGGGAGCGAGGCAGUGGAAAUUUCACAUGAAAUGCUCGCCGCAGCAGACGCAGUCAUCCUACCGGAGCCAGGGCUAUUGAUUCGAUGUGUUGCAUCAGGCUUAUCUGACGACCAGCUUCUUGUUCAACGCAACUUCCUCGACCUUCUCGUAACCCAUCUCCCACUAAACUCUCCCAUUCUGCAAACCAAAACCGCAGACAAUGAUUUGCGCACGUUGGUUAUUGCGGCAGUGGGAGUGGUCACUCGGCGAGAUAUGAGCUUGAACCGUCGGCUUUGGGCAUGGUUCCUUGGACCAGAUGCGAACGACCAAUCCUCAGCAGAUGGUCGCAAAUUCUCAACAGACACUACUCGUUCGGCCUCUGUCGAUGGCAAGGAAGCCACUCAAUCACAAUACUUCAGUCGUGUGGGUUUGCAGCCCUUGGUCACUGGUCUCCUGGACAUGAUCAAAAAUGCACCAGUUAUUCCGUCUGAGAGGACAAAGCCUUUCCGUAUAGCUUUAUCGCUUAUGGAUCGCUGGGAAAUUGGCGGGUACAUCGUUCCUGCAGUUUUCUUGCCCACGAUACGCAGCGUUCAAGCAUUUGAAGGACAAGCCCCCCAGAAUCACUUUGAGGAAGUCUUCCGCAGUGCAAGUGCCUUCCUUGAUGGCGUUGAAAGUGGUGUGAUCUUCUCUGAGCUUUUAGGCCUGGUUGAUUACCGAAAUGCCGACCUAGAUACCCAUACUGAUCAGAUCUUGCGUGACUUGGAUCUCGCACGAUUUAUUCUUGAGAACUUCAACGUUCGUGAAGAAGACAUGGUUCAAAUCCACGUGCCCCUGUUAGCGCUGUCAGUUCUUGUGAAGAUGAGAGAGAUUUCAUCCACUCAGAGCACUGCUAACAAGCGUGCGGUGUCUACCGCAUUGAACACCGUUCUCAAGUCGCUAACUGGACUGCUCACUGAUCGGGCGUUUUCUAAGAAAACAGGUUCUGAAAAGUCCGCCGGCAACGACGCAAAGAACCAUGGGACUGAGGUCUUAAAAACUGUUCACGGCUUCUAUGAACAAAGCAAAAACAGUUUGGAACUACCACCCCUUCCAUACCCGCCGAAGCAUCUCGGUGAAAUGAUCAUUCGAGAGGCCAAUGAACUGGCAAUUGCAGCCCUGGGAAAUCGAGACGAUACAACUUCUCUUCAUGAGAAGCUGGAUAUCCUUGUGACCUUGCUGAAGAAACUCCCCAAGUCUCGUGUUUUGAGAGACAGGAAGCUCUACGAAGCAUUGUCUCAGCGACUAGGUAGUGGGAAGGACAAGCCAACAACCGCCUCCUUUGCGGUCAUUUCCACUAUUGCUUCGACAGUGACAAGCUUGUUCUUCAUUCAAACUCCUGGCUUCUAUGUCAGUUAUGAAGAUGCGUGUGAUCUCAUCACUCCUCUCGUGAGCCAGCUCUGGUGGUACUUGUCACCGCUUAGUCCAAAGUUCCACGUGGAAGCCGUCCGCUGCCUAUGGCUAUUGCAUUCCAUUUCUUGGAUUGACCACCUCGUCGAGGCAUCUCUAACAUCGUUGAUGGUCAAUGUGUCAACGGCUGGUUCUCGACAUUUGUCUUCUGAGGAACAAGCUGAGCGAUUCUACGUUCUGUGGAACCACAGCCAUCACAAUAUUCACGAACACCCACCAAAGCAAGUGCUGGAAGUUGGAGGAACCUUAUUCUCUUAUCAGUGCUCGAUGCUGGAGCGUCCGCUUUUCAUUGUACUUGAUCUUCUCUCCCAAGAGUCAAGCGAUAGUUCCCAUAGCGUUCAGCUAUGGCUUCAGGAUCUACCGUCUAUCCACAGAGUUUUCCUAGUCGUCAUUUCGAAAGUUGAUGAACUUUGUGAACGUGAUGAUCAAAGCCAGUCAAAUACAGACAAUCAGACCAUUUCCCCCGAUGACUACAAAGAGUGCGACUAUCUGUUACAAACCGCCACAAACAUUAUAGCUGCCCUCUCUCAUAAUGGAUGGAUCACCCUUCUUACUCACAUGCUCAGCAACGAAAAGCGCCCGGAAACUUCUAAAUCUGAAGACAACUCAGGAUCAGGGUUGAAGAGUCUGCAUUCAGCCAUAUUCGAGGCCUCCCUGCGGAUCAUUAGCACUCAAAGUAUGGACCCUACGCAAGCUAGCCUGGAAGGGGAACGGCUACAGAAGAAUGCGCUGCAACUCAUGAGGCAACUGCUUCUUGGCCCCGGAGCUGAAGACUUAGUCGAGUCCGGAAUUGACAAUUUCCUGGUCGAACGUCUUCUAGUUUCAUCUGAGGGCGGUAGCAUCGCGGUGCAGGGCGCACUCAUCGAUGCACUUCUUGCAGCAUUGAAGGUGCGAUUUGCGCAAGCGUACUUACCACCACAACCACCUCGGCCAAAGCAUCUACGAGCUGGCUCUCGCGAUCGUCUGACCAGUCCUUCGAUCUUAUCUUUCACCAGUGACAAAGGAGACCGAAGACCCUCGCUACCACAGCUUCCUCAGCCGCCAGAUCGCCUCUUAGACUGUCUUCUUAAAGGAAUCAGCUCACCAAAGUCUCGAGAGAUUGUGGAUAAGUGGAUUGUACUGCUUUGCGAGGUCCUCCCUCUGUUCUCUGGCACCAUAUUCCAGAUCCUUCUGAUGCUCGUGGAAUGUUUCUGCAGAGAGAUCCGAGCAUCCUAUGGUAGGCUCCAGCUGUCUUUCCAGCAAACAGAAGACUGGCCGCAGGACCGCUCUGAGCACGUCACAAUUGCUCUCCUCACUGGUCUAGAAACCUGUAUCGCAAAUGCCCAUGAGCGCCUCGUCGUGGAAGAAGCAAACGUUCCAACGGUCAAGAGUCCCGAACAAGCUCAGGGCUUCUUCGGAAACAUGGUGUCUGGUGUAUUCAACUCAGAAGGAGGUCAAGGUCGCCCGAAUACCGCUAAUGAUCGACUGACUGUUCUUCUCUGUUUCCAAGACGCCGUUCGUUUAUGUUUCUCUAUCUGGGCGUGGGGUGCAGGAGACCGAGGUGGAGCUCCUCCAGAUUCUGAGUCUAUGGCAUCCUUCCAGUACACCUCUUUGCGCAUGCGGAAUCGCUCACGACGGAUCUUGGAGCACUUUUUCACCGCGGAGGCGCUUGAAUGUCUUGAAACAUUGGUGGAAUUGUGGACAAAGUCUGACACGGAGACAGCGUCGCUGAUUUUCAAUCUUCUUCAUACCCUUGAUGGGUCGAGUCCGAAGAUCACCAUUCCUGCCAUCUUCAAUGCAAUCUACACUCGCACGAACCCUAGCGCGUUGGAUCCCAGCAGGAAGUCUUCGUUGACAUCAAGCCUUUCUGAGUCGGAGCUUGCCAGCUUCUUGGUCACUUAUGCUAAGUCACUGGACGAUGACGUUCUUGAUGAGAUUUGGACUGACUGUACAACAUUCUUGCGUGAUGUUCUCAGCAAUCCAUUCCCGCAUCGACUAAUUCUGCCACGUUUGAUUGAGUUCGCGGCUAUUUUGGGAGUGAAAUUGGAGAACACCACCUUUGGUGAAGACCGCCGUAUGCGAAAAGAACUGGGGGAUGUCCUACUGCGUCUCCUCACGGCAGUUUUCACCAGCAAGCCCUUGGGUCUCAAUCAAGACACUGGACUUAUGGCAAGAUCAUCCGUGGAGUAUGACCGGACUUCGGUCUCCCACACUGGACCAGAUGACAUGCUGAGCAUUCUCGCCGUUUCCAUGCCGUCGUUCAUCACGACUCUGGGUGACUCGGAUCGGAUCAACACCGCCAUCACUGGCGUCUCAACUAACGUGGUCGGCCCUCUUAUUCGGUCACGCCUCUUUCCGAACAACCUCAACCGCAAUGUCAUGGUUCUCUUGCAGCAAAUGACAAAAGUCCCAGCUGCCGCAAAACUGUGGAAGAAGGACAUUUCCGAUGCGUUCCAUGAUCCCCGUUUCUUUGGAUUGCAGGUUGAUUUGGUGAAAAACAGCUGGAUGGAUCUGCUGCGCCAGUGGGUUCUUGCCGACAAGGAACGGCUAUCAGAAAUCCUUGUCCGUAUUCCCCCUCCCAGUGCGGCGGGUAUCAUGUUCGGUGUAGGAGCUUCUGCGGCCCGGCUGGAAGCCGAUCGCAAAGCACAGCUCAACCUGAGGCGAAUCGCGCUACUUUUACUGUCUGCCAACGAUGACUAUUUCGUUGGCGAGUUACCGGCACUACUCCAGAAGCUAGAGGACCUUCUAGCUGCUACCAGUGCUUCAUCUCCUUCAUCUGCCACUCGAGCGGAGAUUUUCAUGCUCCUCCGUGCUCUUGCACUCAAGACCUCGGCCUCUGCCAUGGCGCCAUUCUGGCCUUUGAUCAAUACGGAACUUCAAGAGGCUAUCUCCGCAGUGCCACAAGGCCCUCAUUCAGAGCUCUACAACUCUUACUCUCUGCUGCAGGCCUGCAAGCUGCUCGAUGUCCUGCUUGUGGUAGCCCCAGAUGACUUCCAGUUGCUAGAAUGGCUGUUCGUAACCGACACCAUCGAUGCAGUCUAUCCCCCCGACCGCUGGGAACCAAUUGCUCUGGCUGACGAAGUGUCUCAAAGCUUUGGUCCACGUGGCGCAGCUUCACCAAUUGUUCCUACUGAGACAAAUGAGCCCCAAGCUCGCAGUGGCCUCAAGCAACCAUGGCUUAUCUCAGACUGGAUCCGAGAAACAGCCAAGGACGAGAUUGUCGAGCGAGUCUUGCGACCAUUCUUUGCUCGUCUGAGUAUUUACGUGUUUGAGAGCACGUAUGGCAUGGGCAGUGUAGAUCUGGGGGUGUGCCGAAACGACCUGUUGGCAGAUCUCUUCAACGAGAGCACAAUGGCCAAUUAA